Penicillium chermesinum is the source of this 1968-nucleotide messenger RNA. Its product is annotated as anion exchange family protein. The transcript is spliced from 5 exons. Bases 1 to 1968 code for a protein of 655 amino acids. Gene Ontology annotation, molecular function: solute:inorganic anion antiporter activity; borate efflux transmembrane transporter activity. Gene Ontology annotation, cellular component: fungal-type vacuole; plasma membrane. The record is from RefSeq and is a predicted model, not a curated record. Gene Ontology annotation, biological process: borate transport; monoatomic anion transport; transmembrane transport. Lineage: Eukaryota; Fungi; Ascomycota; Eurotiomycetes; Eurotiales; Aspergillaceae.
AUGCCUGGAUCGGGAGACUUCGCUCUCCCUGGAGCUGCCAACAUGUACGCUUCCGCUUCGUCGGCAGAACGGAAUUCUUGGCAAUCGCAACGCAGGAACACUCUUCGGUCAAGCAGGUUGAGCAUGGGCUCCUCGCAUCGCUCAGGUAUGCCCGCAGCUCCCGAAGCGCCUAAUGAGGAGCCACAGCACGGCGCCUCAACUCCUGCGUCGGCCCAGUCGCAACAAAAGUGGUGGCGCGUGCGGUUGUUUCGAGGAAUGUACCAAGAUGUCAAGCGUAGAGCCCCCUACUAUUGGAGCGACUGGACCGAUGCAUGGGACUACCGUAUUGUUCCUGCGACCAUUUACAUGUACUUUGCAAACAUCCUACCCGCUCUGGCUUUCUCCCUGGACAUGUUCGAGAAGACCAACCAAAGCUACGGUGUAAAUGAAGUCUUGCUUGCCUCGGUUCUCGGUGCGGUCGUCUUUUCUCUAUUGGCGGCCCAGCCUCUGGUCAUUGUUGGCGUGACGGGUCCAAUUACUGUUUUCAACUACACGGUUUACGAUAUUAUUAGUCCCCGUGGGACUCCAUAUCUUGCAUUUAUGUGCUGGAUCGGCAUAUGGUCUUUGAUCAUGCACUGGGUUCUCGCUAUUACAAAUGCGUGCAACGGAUUGACAUAUGUCACCCGAUUCUCAUGCGAUAUUUUUGGGUUCUAUGUUGCCUGCAUCUACCUCCAAAAAGGAAUCCAGGUCCUGACUCGACAAUGGGGCAGUGUGGGCGAAACUUCGGCCUACCUUGCCAUUAUGGUUGCGCUUCUGGUCCUGAUGGUGGGUUGGAUUUGUGGAGAGCUUGGGAAUAGCAAUCUGUUCCAGCGAUAUAUUCGCAAAUUUAUAGAAGACUACGGCACGCCUUUGACCAUCGUCUUUUUCACUGGAUUUGUCCAUAUCGGCCACAUGCGAGACGUCAACGUUGCCACUUUGCCGACCAGCAAAUCUUUCUUCCCUACCCUUGACCGGCCUUGGCUGGUGCAUUUCUGGGAUAUCAGCGUUGGAGAUGUAUUCCUCGCUAUUCCAUUUGCCGUGCUCCUCACAAUUCUCUUCUACUUUGAUCACAAUGUUUCCUCACUCAUUGCCCAAGGCACCGAGUUCCCACUGAAAAAGCCUGCUGGAUUCCACUGGGACCUCUGGCUUCUAGGACUUACAACCUUUGUUGCCGGUCUGCUCGGAAUUCCAUUCCCAAAUGGACUUAUCCCGCAAGCCCCUUUCCAUACAGCAGCCCUUUGCGUGACUCGCCAAGUUGCAGACGAGGACGACACGAAUAAGGGCAAGGCUAUCCGAGUAACGGAUCACGUCGUCGAGCAGCGAGUCAGCAACCUGGCGCAAGGACUUCUCACUCUAGGUACCAUGUCUGGUCCACUUCUGAUAGUCCUCCAUCUCAUCCCGCAAGGCGUCAUGGCUGGUUUAUUCUUUAUCAUGGGUGUCCAGGCCCUGCAAGGAAACGGCAUCACCCAGAAGCUGAUUUUCCUUGCUCAAGACAAAAGUCUCACUCCUGCUUCCAAUCCCUUGAAACGGCUAGAACGCCGAGUUGCUAUCUGGGCAUUUGUUAUACUCGAAUUGAUUGGGUUUGGCGCCACUUUUGCCAUCACCCAGACCAUUGCCGCUAUCGGGUUCCCUGUUAUCAUUCUCUUCUUGAUUCCUGUUCGCUCAUUCCUCUUACCGCUGUGGUUCACCCGUGAAGAGCUGAAUGCCUUGGAUGGUCCUACCGCUAGUCCCUUUACUAUGGAAAGCGUUGGUGGUACGUACGGACUGGAUUAUGAAAAUGUGUCUGCAGAAGCGACGACUAGCGGGGGUUGUCUGGAGGGUGAUAAUGGCAUUCUAGAGGCGCAGCGUUCUUCCUCCGAGUCUGCUGUCGCGGACAAUGAUUUGGAAAGCGGCGAAGUUCAUGAGCUUCGGGCUGUUCGGAGACGGAGUACGGCCAGUCGAGCUGGCUGA